AUGUCUCACUCGUCUGGGGUUGUAUUUCAGCCGCACAGCAAACUCACCGGGGUCGUCGCGCCUCCGGAGAAGCUGAUCCCGAUGGUGAACUUCUCGAUGGUGUGCCCCGGGGUCUACCGCGGCGGCUACCCGACGAAGAAGAACUUCCCAUUCCUCCAAGCCCUGCACCUGCGGAGCAUCCUCUACCUGUGCCCCGAGGACUACGCCGAGAGCAACCUGAAGUUCUGCGAGGAGAACGGCAUCGCCGUGCUGCGCUUCCCCACGGAGGGCAACAAAGAGCCCUUCUGCGACAUCGCCGAGGCCCUGAUGCACCGCGUCCUGGGCGCGAUCUGCGACACCCGCAGCCUGCCGCUGCUGAUUCACUGCAACAAGGGAAAGCACCGCACCGGGACGGUGGUCGCCGCGCUGCGGAUGCAGCAGGGCUGGUCCCUCGUCUCCGCCCUCGAUGAGUACAAGCGCUUCGCCGGGGACAAGGCCCGGUUUGGCGACCAGCAGUACGUCGAGCUCUACCACGCGGUCCUGCGGCUGACCCCGCCGUUCGUCCCGGCCUGGUUCGUCCGGUCCGCGCGCGCGACCGUCGUCUACAGCGAGCGCGAGCUGCUCGAGGUGGAGGCGCGGAUGGUCACGCAAAGCCCUUUUUCGACAAUCACCCCGGCGGCCUUUGGAGGGGGGAAACUCGGCGGCGGCUUAACCGCCCCACCACGACCCUCCGUCACGGGGGGCCCCAACGAAGAUGCCGAAGCCGAAACAGGGGGCGUCGUGUUGAAUUCGAUCCUGCCAUCUCCGUCCGAAGCGGCCGCUUCGGCAGCCCCGUCCUUGGCGUGA
This is a messenger RNA of Phytomonas sp. Hart1, 825 nucleotides long. Lineage: Eukaryota; Euglenozoa; Kinetoplastea; Trypanosomatida; Trypanosomatidae. The record is from the annotation of a GenBank genome assembly.